Molecule: messenger RNA, 1712 nt
Organism: Racocetra persica
Lineage: Eukaryota; Fungi; Glomeromycota; Glomeromycetes; Diversisporales; Gigasporaceae
Source: the annotation of a GenBank genome assembly
CCCCGAUUAAUUAAAUUAGGGAGAGCGAAGCCGGAAAUUGUUGCUAAAAUUAAAUAUCGGCUUGAAUUUGAAGAAUAUCCAGAGACUUCUGAGGAUGGUGUCGCUUGUAUUUAUAAUGUAGCUGGUAUGGAUACUGAAAAAGCUCUUGAGAUUUUUGAUCUUAAGAAUAUUCAGUAUUCUUAUAAAGAUGGAACCACCCGUAAAAGUGUUUACUGCCCUUUUUUAAAUGCAAAAGUUUAUAAAGAAACAAGAAAAUGUCGUGGUAUUAAAAUAUGCCAAUUUGCAGCACCUGAAUUAGUAGCGAUGACACAUACAUCAGUGGACUUUGACAACAAUCUUUUCAAAAAAAUAUUUGAGGCGAAUGAAUUGUCUUCAGAUACAAAUACGUUAAAUGCAUUUGCUGCAGCACAUAAAGUACCAUGCGGAUUUAUUUAUCCUCAAACCGGUAUUCGAUGUAAUGGCAAGCCUAAACUUAGAUCUCAUUAUCAGCAAGAAGGUGAUACUUCUACACCUACUUAUUUUAUCGGUUGUGAAAAUUUUAAAAAUGGUGAAUGUGGCCGUCGGUAUCAAAGUUUAUCUGGGCGAAUUAAUGUUGAAUACUUAAAAAAACUCUUUCACGAACAUACAUAUUAUAGUGAUGGAAUUAUUGGAGAAAUUUCAGAUUCUAUUCGACAUUGCUACACAGUUCACCCUUACAGUGCACAAGCAAAAAAAUGCCCUUAUAUUCAUACUACUGAAAGUAAUGAAGUAGCUCAAGGAUUAAUUCAAGAAAAAUCAGGAUGUCCUGUCAAAUUCUGGCAUUAUGUGCCUGAAGAUCUUGAAAAUUGUCCGUAUAUUGUAAUUAUGUCACGAUAUGUUCACAAUCAUCCACUGCCCCUACCGUCAAAAAUACCUGUGGCCAUUCAAAAUGAUUUAAAAAGUAUAAUCGCAGCAGAGGAUAUCUUAGAUUUAACGGCAAGAAAAUUAAUUACCCGUACAUCGAUGCAACGAUUUCUUAAAGGAGUUCCACUUCCGGAAUUACACCCAUCAUUGAAUAAUCGAUCUAAAAUUGAGCAUAUGAUUGCAACAAGGCGUCGUGCUGAACAUCCGUAUGGUCAAGAUAUUAUGGAUUCCUUGUAUUUUGAAAUAGAUAUGAGCUUUAAACGUAUACAUGGACCAAUUAACGAAUGGGAGGUAUGUGCUUAUGUAGAAAAAUAUCAAAAAACUUUGGUAUUUGCACGUGCUUUUACUAUCCUUCAAACAGCAGAUACGUACCAAAAACUAUUUGAAGAACUUUUUGCUUGCGUCAAACAAGAUUGUAAACGCUCUAUAGAAUUUCAACAUAUUCACGGUCGUGGAAUUGGAUGUAUCUUAGCUGAUGAGCAUUAUGGUCAAGCAUUGGGUCAAUAUUUAGCUAAAAAAUUUUCAAUAUUUAAUGUGGUUGAACAUUUAGAACGAAUUUAUAAAUUAUGUACUAUACAUUUUAAAAGUAAAACGGCUUAUGAAAUUAUGAAUACUCUUGAAUUUCUUGAAAAAUGUGAAGAACCCGGUAUCAUUGAUUGGGUACAAAACAAAAAACAAUCAUGGAUACUCGCUGGUUUGUCUCCUGCUUUUACUAAAAUGGCACAAACGAUUUGGACUAGUACGACAUUCACAACUAAUGCUGGAGAAUCGGCUCAUGCGAAUAUUAACAGAAAUGGGCGUAAUUUAUCUUUAUUGGCUGCAAUUACCAA